Molecule: messenger RNA, 2205 nt
Organism: Wallemia ichthyophaga EXF-994
Lineage: Eukaryota; Fungi; Basidiomycota; Wallemiomycetes; Wallemiales; Wallemiaceae
Product: Vesicular-fusion protein sec18
Exons: 12
Coding region: 1-2205 (734 amino acids)
Biological process (GO): intra-Golgi vesicle-mediated transport; Golgi to plasma membrane protein transport; SNARE complex disassembly
Cellular component (GO): Golgi stack
Molecular function (GO): ATP hydrolysis activity; ATP binding
Source: RefSeq, a predicted model, not a curated record
AUGGAUGGAUCCUACAGUGUACAGGCUGUGCCUUCAGAAACACUAGCCCUGUCCAACAAGAUAUUCGUACACCCUUCCACCUUCAACCAGGAUGCUCCUGCUGUCCUUGUCAACGGCAAAUACGUCUUCGUUACAGCCCCCGAUCCUACUCCUGAAGGUGAUCCACGUAAGAUUAGACAGGGCGCUUUCGGUGCAAACGCCGUUCAGCGUCAAUGGGCACAGCUCUCCCUUGCAUCACCUGUUAAUCUCUCCCCUGUCGUUAUUGAGGACUUCCUCGAAAGCGUUGAUAUCGAAAUUGGUACAAACAAGAAGGGCUUCGAGCCACAGCAACCAUUCAGUGCUGAUGACUUGCAGACGAGUUUCUUACAUGCAUACACAGGUCUCAUCCUCAGUCCAGGUCAGGUACUCGUUAUGGACUACCACGGCAUCAAUCUCAAGGCUGUUGUACGCAAUACCUCUAUAGUUGCUCUCAUGCAGGAUACCUCAAACUCUACACUCAGCCAAACUGGUCAUGUUAUGGACACUACUACUAUCAACUUCUCCAAAGACCCAACCAGUCUUAUAAAGAUUAAAGGCUCUGCUAAAAGACCUGCUGCAAACGCUGUCAUCUCACCCAACUUCAAAUUCGAGGAUAUGGGUAUUGGUGGUCUCGAUGAUGAGUUCGGUGCUAUCUUCAGACGCGCUUUUGCUUCACGUGUCUUUCCGCCAGGCUUAAUUGAAAAGCUCGGUAUUCAGCACGUCAAAGGUAUAUUGCUCUACGGUCCACCGGGAACUGGUAAGACAUUGAUGGCACGCCAGAUUGGCACCAUGCUUAAUGCACGCGAGCCAAAAAUCGUCAAUGGCCCUGAAAUUCUUAACAAGUUCGUCGGUCAGUCAGAGGAGAAUAUAAGAAAGCUUUUCGGAGACGCUGAGCGUGAAUAUCGCGAGAAGGGUGAUGAAAGUGAAUUGCACAUAAUAAUCUUUGAUGAACUUGAUGCUAUUUGCAAGCAGCGUGGUUCGACUGGUGGAGGAACUGGUGUUGGAGAUUCUGUCGUUAAUCAGCUUCUCUCAAAGAUGGAUGGUGUCGAUCAACUCAAUAACAUUCUCAUCAUCGGUAUGACCAACAGACUGGAUAUGAUCGAUGAAGCACUCGUUCGUCCUGGUCGUUUGGAAGUACACAUGGAAAUCAACCUACCUGACGAAAAGGGCCGUCUUCAAAUUCUCAACAUCCAAACUUCCAAAAUGCGCGAUAAUAAGGUUAUGGAUAGGGAUGUAAGUUUGGCUGAGCUUUCAGCAGUCACCAAGAACUUUUCUGGUGCAGAAAUAGGUGGAUUGGUAAAGAGUGCUACGUCAUUUGCCUUCAACAGACAUGUGAAAGUUGGUACUAUGGCUGGUGUCUCAGAUGACAUAGACAAGCUGCAAGUAAACCGUGCUGAUUUCAUGCACGCUCUCGAUGAAGUUCAUCCUGCCUUUGGUGUAUCUGAGGAGGAGCUCGCAACGGUUGUGCAGAAUGGUAUUAUACACUAUUCAUCGAGCAUUGGGAAUAUUCUCAACGACGGCCAGCUAUACGUUGAGCAAGUGAGAAAUUCAACACGCACACCACUUGUAAGCGUACUCUUACAUGGACCUCCUGGUUCUGGUAAGACUGCACUCGCUGCUACUAUAGCGAUGAAGUCCAACUUCCCAUUCAUCAAGCUCGUAUCGCCUGAGGAUAUGGUCGGAUUUAGUGAGGCGCAGAAGAUAGCGCACAUGAAUACAGUAUUCAACGACUCAUACAAAUCGCCGCUGUCGAUAGUAGUGAUUGACCAGAUUGAGAGGUUGUUUGACUAUGUGCCGAUCGGUCCACGUUUCUCAAACAAUGUCCUACAGGCAUUACUGGUGCUUCUCGGCAAGCGACCACCAAAAGGCAGGAGACUUCUGAUACUAGCGACGACGUCAAACCGGCCAAUAUUAACAGAUAUGGAUGCAAUAGCGACAUUUGAUGCACAAAUCCACGUACCUUCCAUUGCCAAGUUAAGACAUGUUGAUUUGGUGUUGAGACAGGUAGGUUUGUUCGACGACGAGCAGGCGCACGAGCGUGCAAUGGAGCUGCUCCACCAAGCGCAGCUCAACGAGAGCGGAAAGCUGCUCAUUGGGAUUAAGCGUCUACUGGCCGUUGCGGAAAUGGCGAAACAGGACCCAAAUCCCGCCGAGAAGUUUGCUACGACGCUUGUGAACUCGCUGUAG